Molecule: messenger RNA, 3981 nt
Organism: Mesoplodon densirostris (Blainville's beaked whale)
Lineage: Eukaryota; Metazoa; Chordata; Mammalia; Artiodactyla; Ziphiidae
Gene: SRSF11
Product: serine and arginine rich splicing factor 11
Exons: 13
Coding region: 209-1717 (502 amino acids)
Biological process (GO): RNA splicing
Cellular component (GO): nucleoplasm
Molecular function (GO): RNA binding
Source: RefSeq, a predicted model, not a curated record
UUUGUUUUCUCGUGGUGUCGAGCUCGCGCGGCCUCUUCGUUCCCCGCGGCGACCGGCGGGGCGGAGAAACGGCGGCGACGGCAGCAGCGGCUGCAGCUUCGGACACCGUCCUGUCCCCUCUCCGGCGAACCGGUUCCUAUUCCCCUCCCUCUCACUGUUUGUUGUGUGUUUGAUGUGUUAAAGCAGGAGCGAGUACGCGAGCAGCGCCAUGAGCAACACUACCAUCGUCCCCAGCACUGCGGGCCCGGGCCCCAGCGGCGGGCCGGGGGGCGGCGGCGGCGGCGGAGGCGGCGGCACCGAGGUAAUCCAGGUGACUAAUGUCUCCCCGAGCGCUAGCUCUGAGCAGAUGCGGACCCUCUUCGGUUUCCUAGGGAAGAUCGACGAACUGCGCCUCUUCCCGCCUGAUGAUUCGCCUUUGCCAGUCUCAUCCCGAGUCUGCUUUGUUAAGUUCCAUGAUCCGGACUCAGCAGUUGUGGCACAGCAUCUGACAAACACUGUAUUCGUUGACAGAGCUUUGAUAGUCGUACCAUAUGCAGAAGGAGUUAUUCCUGAUGAGACUAAGGCUUUGUCUCUGUUGGCACCAGCUAACGCAGUGGCAGGUCUUCUGCCUGGUGGUGGACUCCUGCCUACUCCUAACCCACUUACCCAGAUUGGCGCUGUUCCAUUGGCUGCUUUGGGAGCUCCUACUCUUGAUCCUGCCCUUGCUGCACUUGGGCUUCCUGGAGCAAACUUGAACUCUCAGUCUCUUGCAGCAGAUCAGUUGCUGAAACUUAUGAGUACUGUUGAUCCCAAGUUGAAUCAUGUAGCUGCUGGUCUUGUUUCACCAAGUCUGAAAUCAGAUACCUCUAGUAAAGAAAUAGAGGAAGCCAUGAAGAGAGUACGAGAAGCACAGUCCCUAAUUUCUGCUGCUAUAGAACCAGAUAAGAAAGAAGAAAAACGAAGGCACUCAAGGUCAAGAUCACGUUCUAGGAGGAGGAGGACUCCCUCAUCUUCUAGGCACAGGCGGUCAAGAAGCAGAUCAAGAAGGCGAUCACAUUCUAAGUCAAGGAGUAGACGACGAUCCAAAAGUCCAAGACGGAGAAGAUCUCAUUCCAGAGAGAGGGGUAGAAGGUCAAGGAGCACAUCAAAAAACAGAGACAAAAAGAAAGAAGACAAAGAAAAGAAACGUUCCAAAACACCACCAAAAAGUUACAGCACAGCCAGACGUUCCAGAAGUGCGAGCAGGAGGUGGGUCAAAAAGGAUCUUGCUGUGAUUUGUGUCAUAGAUUUGCACAUUUGUGGUUCUAGAGAGAGACGACGACGAAGAAGCAGAAGUGGCACAAGAUCUCCUAAAAAGCCUAGGUCUCCCAAAAGAAAAUUGUCUCGUUCACCAUCCCCUAGGAGACAUAAAAAGGAGAAGAAGAAGGAUAAAGACAAAGAAAGAAGCAGAGAUGAAAGAGAACGAUCCACAAGCAAGAAGAAGAAAAGUAAAGAUAAGGAGAAGGAACGGGAAAGAAAAUCAGAGAGUGAUAAAGAUGUAAAAGUUACACGGGACUAUGAUGAAGAGGAGCAGGGGUAUGACAGCGAGAAGGAGAAGAAAGAGGAGAAGAAACUGACAGAGCCAGCUUCUCCUAAAGCAAAAGAGUGUUCUGUGGAAAAGGGAACUGGUGAUUCACUAAGAGAAUCCAAAGUGAAUGGCGAUGAUCAUCAUGAAGAAGACAUGGAUAUGAGUGACUGAAUAUUUCCUCUGUGGGAAUCCCAACUGUAUACGUGCAUCAGUGUCAUUCCUCUGUGUGAUUUCUUAAUGCUGUAUUUGUUCAUCUCAAAUCUAGAUGUAUACAGCUCUGAGUCAUAAAUGGUUAUAAAGCUCUUGAUGUUGAUAUUACUUAUUUACAUCCAAAAGCUUUUAGAAAAAUGAUAUAUGGGUAACCAGUUCUUGACAGGUUGAAAUCUGAUUGAGUAAACAAGCAGUUUUACUAUUCUGGUGCUGCUUCAUAACAAAAAUGAAAAGCUGCAUGCAUCUACAGCAGGCAUGGAUUGUUUAUGUUGUAUGAUCUCCUUUAUUAAGUUCACUUAUAGUAUUUCUAGAAUUUGAUUCAUUGCCGUAAUAGAGCCAUGUAGGGAAUGCACUGAUUGCAUGUUAAUUGUGGCAGGAAUAUUCUAAAUGUCAUUCAAAUCCUCCAACAUGAUGGAUCUACUUAUGGUCUUGUUUGUUGACAUGACAAAUUAACAUUCUUAUAGUUACAUCUGGAAAUGAGCAUUUGAAAUAGAUAAUCCUUUAAGCCUUGUGGCUAAAUUUUUGUGGCUUUUGUUUAACUUUGAAGGGUUAUAUAUGCACUAACCUUUUUUGAUGGCUAUAAUUAGGCUUUAAUUACAGAAACAAGAUUUCAAAUGAAACUGUCUUUGGCAGUGAGUAAAUAGCAUAUUUUGAAGUAGAGUUGUAUACUUUUUCAUAAGGUGUUUGGGAAUUUUUUUUCCUAAAAUAAUUUAUUGAACAUCUACAUCAGUGAAAGUUAUCUGCCUAUCCUGAAGUCCAUCUGUAAAAGAAAGUUAUCUCUUGUCCUGAUUUUCAAUUGUCCACUCUUUUAUUUGUUUUAAUCUCAUUGUUGGAAAAGGGGGAUAGUGCAUUUUAAAUUGACCUUCAUAUGCUUUUAAAAAUAAGAUCUACUUGAUAAUGUACUUUUUAUUUGAUCUCAAGUUGUAUAAAACCAGUAAAUUUUGUGUUACUGUUACUGCAGUAGUAAUCUUAUGCACACAGUGAUUCCAUGUUAAAUGCAAAGUAGUUAGGCAACUGUUUUCUUACAGGAGUUUCCAAGCUUCACUUUUGUGCAGUAAAAACAAAAGUAGGCUACAGUCUGUGCCAUGUUGAUGUACAGUUUCUGAAAUUGUUUUACAAGACUUUGAUAAUAAAACCCUUAAACUUAUGUUUAUGUUCCUGUAAAACUGUAUUUGUAUUUAUUUACAUUGUUGAAUGUAUGGCAUUUACCUCAUUCAUUUUACAUAUCAAGUUCUUUUUCCUUUCAGUCCACAUAUUUUAAUAUAGUAGUAAGAUGGAAUCCAUCACUGUAGUGAUUAGUUGCCAUUAGAAUUGUCAAAAUUAGUUUUAAUUUCUAUCCAAAACAGUCUUUUUCUAAGUGUAAUUUUCUUAUAUUUUGGGUGUAGGACUUGGGUUGAGUAAAGCAAUGAACUUUAGGGUAAAUGAUCCCACCUAUAUCUAGUAAAUUUAUAUUUUUGGUGAAUAUAAACAUACUUUUCUGGAAUAGUAUAGAAACUCAACGGUAUGUAUCUAUUGUACAAUACUAAAUAGUAUAUUUAUUCAUUUAUGAAAUGAGUAGUGUCUGAGUGGCUGGGAUUAAGGGGAAAAUGAGCCGGAAUUGUAGCUUUUAUCCAAAUUGGAAUAUAAUUUUUUUUUUUAACUUUUAGAAGUGAAAUGCCGUAUAGAUAAGCUAGUGUUGUUUUUACAGUUUGUAGUAACUUUUUAAAGAUUUUAUGGAAGGGAAUUUUGUCUGUAGUGAGUAAGACGUUCUAGUAAUGGUCCUAAAAAUCACUGCAUUUUUAAACACGAAGUUGAACGCAAAUGACAUUCUUUAAAUUUACAGAAAAUUUUAGUAGAAAAACAUUUAAAGAUUGAACCAAAUGAUAUUGUCGGUUUUGUAAGUCAAAAGUAAGAUAUUGGCAGUUUCACUUGGUUAAGCCUAAUACUACUCAAAUUUUAUUCCCUCACUUGUAGUCUUUGAAUAUAUAGUAUGCUAAUUUCUCAAAAGGGAUUAAGAAAUUUGGGGCUUUAAAAUAGUACCACUCACUUAAGAUGCUGUCGUGAAGGGAGUCUAUACUUAGGUUAUUUUUCAGUGAACAUUUAUGCACAAAGGUAGGGUUGCACAGGACAGAAGCCUUUUAACACAUAACCAGUCGAAAUCAAGUGAACACUGCCUCCACACUGAAUUUUGUUCUGUAUUUGGUAGUGGAAAUGAUUUAAAAAUAAAAGUGGUUUUGUUAGAAAAA